AUGUUAGCAUCCCCACUUCCAAUUCCAUGGAAAGAUGUGAAUCACCAUGGAUUGCAUGGAGUGGUUGAGCUUUACAGUUCUGACUUUCGAGAGAAGAAAAUGGAGGAGAUAUACGUGCGGGAUGUUAUCGCGAUCGUGAACAACAAAGUGCAAAACAGUUCGUCAAACGGGAAAAUCUUGCGGGAGGUGAAUCAACUCCUUUUGCACGGUGUGCGGAUCAACAAGAACUACCCUUUGAAGAAUAUUAUUCCUGAACUGACAGGAAGCGCUCCACGGCUUGUUGCGACAGCACAAGUACGAGUAAAAGGAAGACAUGCCACUGCCAUGACAGUAUUUGUCAUAACUUUGAGUGGCAAGACAAUUACCAUCAACUGCUUGUCGACGGACACUGUGAACUACGUCAAGAUGAAAAUUGAAGACAAGGAGAGUAUUGCACCGGAAGUCCAGCGUUUGGUGUAUGCCGGCAAAUUACUCAAUGAUCAAGUCAUGCUGUCGUCUUACAACAUUAAAGGAGGAAAUACGCUCCACUUAUCGCUGCGAAUUCGUGGUGGAAGUAUUGGCCACAGUCCUGUCUUUCGAACCUUUGUAGACGUCUCGAAUAACUCACUCAUUACUGCGCGUGAGUUUUCCCCCGAUGCCCCAAAAUGGCGCCUCGUCAGUAAAGGGCUUAACAUUGAAGGACUUUGUAGAAAUCGUGAGUGCCUUGCUUAUCGUGAGAUGGUCAUCCAUUGCAAGAAGUUUGUGCCGUUCAAUCUUAUGCGAGAUGACGAUAUCGAGUGUCCAAUUUGUCACUGCGAAGUGAGACCUGUUACUUGUGGGUUCUAUGGUUGCGCCUGGCGUUUUGAAGGUGUGACUGGAAGCGUAAACCUCUCUAUCUCCUCCCAGUGGAACGAUGCUAGUGGACAUGUAUACCAUUGGUUUGACCCAGACAAGGUCAAUGGGUCCGUCGAAUGGGCGAGUCUGCUGAUUCUGACAAAGCCAAGACAAGAAAUGAAAGCUGCACAGCUAUGUUUGACAGUACCCACUACUUUUAAGAGUAGCGACACGUGCACAAUCUGCUGGUCCUCUUUCAGCUCACCAACGAAGUGUUUGACUCCGCAUUGUGGUCACACUUUUCAUCGUGAAUGCUCGAAAGAGUGGGCCAAGUGGUGCAAGCACCGCAAAACUCAACCGAGCUGCCCAAUAUGUCGCAAAACGAAUUGA
This is a messenger RNA of Peronospora farinosa, 1203 nucleotides long. NCBI's taxonomy places the organism in Eukaryota, Oomycota, Peronosporomycetes, Peronosporales, Peronosporaceae. The record is from the annotation of a GenBank genome assembly.